Molecule: messenger RNA, 1533 nt
Organism: Manis pentadactyla (Chinese pangolin)
Lineage: Eukaryota; Metazoa; Chordata; Mammalia; Pholidota; Manidae
Gene: RHBG
Product: Rh family B glycoprotein
Exons: 10
Coding region: 60-1436 (458 amino acids)
Biological process (GO): ammonium homeostasis; ammonium transmembrane transport
Cellular component (GO): plasma membrane
Molecular function (GO): ammonium channel activity
Source: RefSeq, a predicted model, not a curated record
CGCGCCCGGAGCCGGAGCUGGAGCCGGAGCUGGAGCCGGAGCCUCGCGGCCUCUGUCCCAUGGCCGAGUCCGCCCGCCGCGCCGUGGGCAGGCGGCUUCAGCUGCCCUUGCUGUGCCUCCUCCUCCAGGGCGCCACCGCAAUCCUCUUUGCGGUCUUUGUUCGCUACAACCAUGAAACCGACGCUGCCCUCUGGCACUGGGGCAACCGCAGUAACUCGGACAAUGAAUUUUACUUUCGCUACCCAAGCUUCCAGGACGUGCACACCAUGGUCUUCAUCGGCUUCGGCUUCCUCAUGGCCUUCCUGCAGCGAUACGGCUUCAGCAGCGUAGGCUUCACCUUCCUCCUGGCAGCCUUCGCCCUGCAGUGGGCCACACUCGUCCAGGGCUUCUUUCACUCCUUUCACGGUGGCCACAUCCACGUUGGCGUGGAGAGCAUGAUCAACGCCGACUUCUGUGCUGCGGCCGUGCUUAUCUCCUUCGGGGCCAUACUGGGCAAGACGGGGCCGGCUCAGCUACUGCUCAUGGCUCUGCUGGAGGUGGUGCUGUUUGGCACCAACGAGUUCCUGCUCCUUAGUCUCCUGGGGGUGAGGGAUGCAGGAGGCUCCAUGACUAUCCACACCUUCGGUGCCUACUUCGGGCUGGUCCUCUCACGGGUCCUCUACAGGCCCCGGCUGGAAAAAAGCAAGCAUCGCCAGGGUUCCGUCUACCAUUCAGACCUCUUUGCGAUGAUUGGGACCAUCUUCCUGUGGAUCUUCUGGCCUAGUUUCAACUCUGCACCCACCACGCUGGGGGACGGACAGCAUCGGACAGCCCUCACCACGUACUACUCCCUGAGCGCGAGCACCCUCAGCACCUUCGCUGUGUCAGCCCUUGUCGGGGGGGAUGGGCGGCUGGACAUGGUCCACAUCCAGAAUGCGGCUCUGGCUGGAGGGGUUGUGGUGGGGACAUCCGGUGAAAUGAUGCUGACACCCUUUGGGGCUCUGGCAGCUGGCUUCCUGGCUGGGACUGUCUCCACGUUGGGGUACAAGUUCUUCACGCCUGUCCUUGAGUCAAAAUUCAAAGUCCAAGACACAUGUGGAGUCCACAACCUCCAUGGGAUGCCUGGGGUCCUGGGAGCCCUCCUUGGGGUCCUCGUAGCCGGGCUGGCCACCCAUGAGACUUACGGAGAUGGCCUGGAGAGCGUGUUUCCGCUCAUAGCAGAUGGCCAGCGCAGUGCCACGUCUCAGGCCAUGCACCAGCUCUUUGGGCUGUUCGUCACACUGAUGAUUGCCUCUGUGGGCGGGGGUCUUGGAGGGCUCCUGCUGAGGCUGCCCUUCCUGGAUGCCCCCACAGACUCUCAGUGCUACGAGGACCAGAUUUACUGGGAGGUGCCGGGGGAGCAUGAGGAUGAAGCGCAGGGACCUCUGAGGACAGAGGAACCAGACACACAGGCCUAACUUGCUUCCAGCCCUUGAGACGACGCUCUCCUUUAUGACGACCACCAGUGACUGGCUACCGUCCCUCCUGCUGCAAGAAAUAAAUCUUGGGCCAGAA